AUGACAUUUCAUUAUUCAAGACCCACCUCGGUAUACACUCAAAACUCAACACAAUCGUUAUCGGCUUCACGACCUCAUUCGGCAUACGCUCAGUCAUCUCAUCAACAAACACAGUCGUCGACGGCCUUGCGACCUCAUUCAGUGGUUGGAUGUGAAGGAUUUUCUUCUUUACAGCCACAAUCAUUUCGAGUAAUUCGACGCAGACAACAACGAAAAAAUUCUCGAAACAAUGUGUUAAACCCAACGCUAGAUAAUUUCUAUAACAUAUUACGCCGCACCGAAGCCGAUUUGAACGUUAAAUCUUCCGCAAAGAACUGGUUAAAUGAAUAUGAAUCUUAUAGACGUCAAGUUAUCAACGCCGAGAAAUCUUGCGUUGAGAACAUUCGACCAGUUUCAUGCUACAACGUGUCACCACCACCUCCAAAGAAAAUCGAAAAUCCACGCUUCUCUAUGCAAUUCUAG
Messenger RNA from Funneliformis mosseae, 462 nucleotides. The record is from the annotation of a GenBank genome assembly. NCBI's taxonomy places the organism in Eukaryota, Fungi, Glomeromycota, Glomeromycetes, Glomerales, Glomeraceae.